Messenger RNA from Sorex araneus (European shrew), 2112 nucleotides. RefSeq names its product cell division cycle associated 8 (gene CDCA8). The record is from RefSeq and is a predicted model, not a curated record. Gene Ontology annotation, cellular component: spindle midzone; chromosome passenger complex; chromosome, centromeric region. The transcript has 10 exons. Gene Ontology annotation, biological process: mitotic sister chromatid segregation. Lineage: Eukaryota; Metazoa; Chordata; Mammalia; Eulipotyphla; Soricidae. Bases 210 to 1046 code for a protein of 278 amino acids.
CAUUCGUCAGCGUGUGGCAGUUUGAAUUUGGAGGCGGCAGUCGCACGUCCGGUGAGCUCCGAGACGCUCCGUUUCAGGUGGAGCCGCGCGCCCCCCGGCCUCAGCUUCAGGCCCAGGCCGCGAAGGGCGGGACGCACCGGCCAGCCUCCCCUCGCCACGUCGCUGCCCCCGACCUCGCCCCUGCCCGCCGCGCCCUCGUCCCCUGCGCCAUGGCUCCGGCGAGGAAGGGCGGCAGUCGGGCCAAGGCCAGCUCCUUACGGAGCCGCAAGCUCACCUCCUUCCUGAAGGACUUCGACCGCGAAGUGCAAAUUCGGGCCAAGCAGAUUCAGUCGGACAGGCAGAACCUCCUCAAGGAGAUGGACAACCUGUACAACAUCGAGAUCCUGCGGCUGCCCAAGGCGCUGCGCGAGAUGAACUGGCUCGACUACUUCGCUCUUGGAGGAAACAAGCAGGCUCUGGAGGAAGCCGCAACCGCCGACCUGGACAUCACAGAAAUCAACAAGCUGACAGCGGAAGCUAUUCAGACACCCCUGAAAUCUGCCCGAACACGAAGGGCAGUGCAACUGGAUGAAAUGAUAGUGGAAGAAGAAGAAGAAGAGAACAAAAAUAAUCGUCAAACUGCACGAGUCAAAAGGUGUCCUCCAUCCAAGAAAAGAGCCCAAUCCAUACAAAGAAAAAGCAGGAGUAAAAGGUCAAGCCACUGUAACAUUCUGACCCCGGCUCUGAGCCGUCUAGAGUUGUCCCUGGUGAAACCAACCCCAGGCAUGACACCCAGGUUCGACUCCAGGGUCUUCAAGACCCCAGGCCUGCGCACUCCGGCAGCCAGGGAGCGGAUCUACAAUAUCUCUGUGAACGGCAGCCCUCUCGCAGACAGCAAAGAGAUUUUCCUCACCGUGCCCGUGGCAGGCGGAGAGAGCAUGCGGUUACUGGCCAGUGACCUGCAGAGGGUUGACAUCGCGCAGCUGGACCCGGAGGCCAUCGGCAACAUCAGGAAACUCUCCACCCGUCUUGCCCAAAUCUGCAGCAGCAUACGGACUCAGAAAUGAGGCUGCAUUUCCAAGACACCAGACAUGGCGGACGGGACCUUCUGCAGGCACUUCCGGACCCUGAAGAGACUUCUCCCCUUUGGGCUGUUUGAGUGUGAGGUUCUGUGUCUCCUGUUGGAGCAUUCAGACAGCGGGAAAUGCCGUUCCCCUAUCAAGUAGAUAAAGCUUUGCUAGUCCCUAGGGACAGGCACUGCCGCUGAGGUUCCCUGUCGUCUCCCAGCUAAGUUCCCCUUCCCGCUCUGCACUGCCGCCUCCUGCCUCCUGUCACUCAGCCUGCCCCGACCCCAGUGGAGGUGGCCCGGGAGAACCUCGUGUUCUCGGGGCAACCCGCCGCAGAGCGCCCGCCGAGCCAGCCACUGGCCCCCCGGGAGGCCUCGCUCAGAGCAGUGAGAGGGCAGCGCCAGGACAGGGGCGCAGCUGCACGUGGGGCCAGCGCGGGGGCUCCAGAGUCUCAGGCCUCCUCAACCCCCUCCUCCCUCCCAGCUGAUCUGGGCAGUGUUCUGUAUUCCUCCCUGUUUACUGAAGACCAAAACGUGUUUGGAGGCAAUUUCCGUGUCUUCUCCUCUACCUCUCUCUGGUGGGGAUUUGGAUGAGGCCGUGGAGGGCGCAGCCUGCAGGCCCCCCUCCCCCGCUCCCCGCAAGCCCUGCACAUCUCCUGUGGGGUGCGCGGGGGAGCAGGGCUCACUUGUCUGGCCACAUCCCAAGUGGUUUUUGAAUCAGCACUGACGUCCCUGUCCUGUGCUCCAGCGCGCCUCUCUGCCCCCCAGAAUCAUGAGAUGUGGUCCAAAACUAUGGGGACAGUUCCUCGUCCCCAUUCCAGACUUGAGGGCACAGUUUUCUCUCACACAGCCCUUUGCUGUACUCUGUCUUCUCGGGCUGCCUGACCGGGCCCGGAUACCCGAGUACCCAGUCCAACUCCAGCUAUUACUCUCAGCUUAUUUCUGGUUUCCUCUCCUGAGACUUUUGUACAUAUUGUUUUACUGAGCAACUGCAUAUAAUCUGAUUUAUUCUAAUCAGAGCUACUUGUUAACCUGUUCUCAAUAAAUUGUGUGGGUGUUUUUUUUUU